GGGCUAUAAAAAAAGAUUCUCACUAAGAGAAAUGGAAGUUUAAACUAAAUUAUAUCCAAAUUUGGAAAGGGGUCAUUCUUUUUUAAACAGACUAAAAAAAAAAUAGGUUCACAUAAAUUGAAACGGAGGGAGUAGUAACAAUGUCAAUAUGCAAGUCUGGACUUCUCAAGAAUGCAUAAGAUCUGGACUUCUCAAGAAUGCAUAAAGGACAAGUAGUAUGGAGUACAAAAACCAGGAGUCAACAUUCGACAAGUUUAUAUUGUGAAGCAAAAAGUUUGGAAGUGUUGUUGCACACAUGCAGUUUUUUGUAUUUGAUGUUUGUACUAAUGGAUGUCUUUCUGUCUCUUGAUUCGAACCUGCCGCUAGAAUAAACUCCAAUGUUUUCUUUUCUUAGUUGCAGGUGCAAUUAAUUUGUCUUCAAUCAAAUUACAAAUUUGUGAUCAUGGGCUUGCUUUUUAUUACUGUAGGAAGUACUGUGCCUGGUAAUGCAAAGACAUUUCAGCAUGUCUGCUGAUCCUGCUUUGGUGGAUGAGGAUGCUUCUUCAGGCUCAGGGGAGGACUUAAACAUGUUAGAUGGACACAGUAAGCAUCAAACUGUAACACCAAAUUCUGGGGGUCGUCGCAAGAGAAGUCGCAAGGCAACUGGUGAUGCUAUAGUUGAUGCAAUGCUGGAAAUCGCAGCAGCUUCGAAGAUGAGAGCAGCUGCCAUUAUGAGGAAUGAAGAGCGCUUUGCUAUAAGUAAAUGCAUAAAAGUAUUAGAUGAAAUGCAAGGUGUUGAUCAGAGUAUCUACUUUUUUGCAUUGGAUUUAUUUGAGAAUCCAAAUGCCAGAGAAACUUUUAUCUCUCUUAAGAGUGAGAGGCGCUUGACAUGGUUGCAGUGUAAGUUUAACACUUCACCAAAUGCAGCUAACGGAUGAAAUUAAGAAUCCUGUUACAAUUCUCGACUUUCAUAUAGGGGGUUUUGGUAGGACUUUGACUGUAUAUUACUAGUAGUUUUUGACAUUUAUAUAUUACUGGGAGUGGCUGGAUGCGUAGUUUAAUUCGUAAAUUGUUGCCGGCUGUUGAUUUUGACUUGUUUGGUUGUGCAAGGCUACUUGCAAGCUUUAAACUUUAUCCUAAUAUUUCAGUUGGUGAAAUGUGACAUCAUUUAGGACCUUCUAUUAAUACUUGAGAAAAUCAAUACUGGAGAUUUUUCCAUCAAGCAUGGAUGAUUUUGAUGUAUAAGUAGAUGAAGUGGAGUUGUUUGCAGCUGUC
Messenger RNA from Lycium ferocissimum, 1254 nucleotides. RefSeq lists its product as uncharacterized. The record is from RefSeq and is a predicted model, not a curated record. The transcript has a single exon. The coding region runs from base 486 to 917 and encodes 143 amino acids. NCBI's taxonomy places the organism in Eukaryota, Viridiplantae, Streptophyta, Magnoliopsida, Solanales, Solanaceae.